Molecule: messenger RNA, 1353 nt
Organism: Medicago truncatula (barrel medic)
Lineage: Eukaryota; Viridiplantae; Streptophyta; Magnoliopsida; Fabales; Fabaceae
Product: replication factor C subunit 3
Exons: 11
Coding region: 89-1153 (354 amino acids)
Biological process (GO): DNA repair; DNA-templated DNA replication
Cellular component (GO): nucleus; DNA replication factor C complex
Molecular function (GO): DNA clamp loader activity; ATP hydrolysis activity; DNA binding
Source: RefSeq, a predicted model, not a curated record
AAUUACGUUGAGUUAGUGAUCAUCAGCAUAUACAGAAGGGUGUAGUUUUCCCGCCACCACAAUUUCGACACAGUGAGAGAGAAGAAAGAUGUUGUGGGUAGACAAGUAUCGUCCCAAAACCCUAGACAAUGCUCUGGUUCACAACGACACCGCUCAAAAUCUCAAAAAAUUGGUUUCGGAACAUGAUUGUCCCCAUUUGUUGUUCUAUGGUCCUUCAGGCUCUGGCAAGAAAACCCUAAUCAUGGCUCUUCUCCGUCAAAUGUUUGGACCUGGUGCCGAAAAGGUGAAGGUGGAGAAUAGGGCAUGGAAAGUUGACGCAGGGAGUAGAUCUAUUGAUCUAGAGCUGACGACAUUAUCAAGUGCCAAUCAUAUUGAAAUGACUCCGAGCGAUGCAGGCUUUCAGGACAGAUACAUUGUUCAAGAAAUAAUCAAAGAAAUGGCUAAAAAUAGACCCAUUGAUACUAAAGGGAAGAAAGGAUUUAAAGUGCUGGUGCUUAAUGAUGUGGACAAACUCUCUAGAGAAGCUCAACAUUCACUUCGCAGAACGAUGGAGAAAUACAGUGCUUAUUGCAGAUUAAUUUUAUGUUGCAAUAGUUCUUCAAGAGUCACAGAAGCCAUCCGGUCCCGUUGUCUUAAUGUACGAAUAAAUGCACCAAGUGAAGAACAGAUUGUUGAAGUUUUACAGUUCAUUGGUAAGAAAGAAGGGCUACAACUUCCUUCUAGUUUUGCUGCUCGUAUAGCAGAGAAAUCAAAUCGGAAUUUGAGGAGGGCCAUAUUAUCAUUUGAGACUUGCCGUGUCCAACAGUAUCCUUUCACUGACAAACAAACAAUUCCUCCAAUGGACUGGGAGGAAUAUAUUUCAGAAAUUGCAUCUGACAUAAUGAAAGAACAGAGCCCAAAAAGGUUGUUUCAAGUUCGAGGAAAGUUGUAUGAGCUUCUAAUCAACUGUAUUCCUCCAGGGAUCAUUUUGAAGAGGCUACUUUAUGAGCUUUUGAGGAAACUGGAUGCUGAACUGAAGCACGAAGUUUGCCAUUGGGCAGCAUAUUAUGAACAUAGGAUGCGCCUUGGACAAAAGGCCAUUUUUCACAUCGAAGCAUUUGUGGCCAAGUUCAUGAGCAUCUACAAAUCCUUCCUCAUUGCAACAUUUGGCUGAAGGAUGGUUGUUUGCUUUUCUAUGCUACAUUUUCAUUGUAUUAAUUACUGGAUAUUUCACUCAUUCUUUGGCUAAAGUUUAUUGUUCUUAUAUGCAUACUAUAAUUAUCAUGACUCAAGAUUAUGAUGUUUUGGUUUGUAGAGGUGUUAACUUAUGCUCCAUUAAGUUGUUUGUACUUCAAAUUAUGUUUAAUUUUCUUA